Messenger RNA from Trametes versicolor FP-101664 SS1, 4053 nucleotides. Its product is annotated as ubiquitin conjugation factor E4. The transcript is spliced from 22 exons. The record is from RefSeq and is a predicted model, not a curated record. Gene Ontology annotation, biological process: protein polyubiquitination. The coding region runs from base 6 to 3293 and encodes 1095 amino acids. Gene Ontology annotation, molecular function: ubiquitin-ubiquitin ligase activity. Gene Ontology annotation, cellular component: nucleus; ubiquitin ligase complex; cytoplasm. Lineage: Eukaryota; Fungi; Basidiomycota; Agaricomycetes; Polyporales; Polyporaceae.
ACACCAUGAGUACUACGCCUCAGGAAGACGCUGACCGGAUCCGUCUGAAGCGCCUCGCUAAGCUGCAGGGGGCCGCGUCCGCGAGCACCACCCCCACCGCGUCCACCUCUGCCUCGCCGGCUCCGUCACCCACGCCACCCCAGCCUAAGCCUACACCUCCUCCACGGGCACCCGUUGUGCAAAAGCGGCCAGCGGCACCGCCCGUAGCUGCGCCCCCACCUGCGCCAUUGAAGAGGAAGGCACCGGCUGUGGCCGCGCCCGUGCAUCUCGAUCUACCGACUUGGGAGGAUCAGACUAUCUCAAAUGUGUUCAAUGUCACACUCAAGAAAGAGGUUGCGGAGAGGACCGCAUAUGAAGUGGUGUGGCUGAAGUCCUUGGCGGAAGAACUGCAAGGAGAAGGUGUACCACUUCAACUCAGUUCCGAAAUUGCUGACCGGACCCUGAUCGCACGCUUGGAGAUGGACCCACAAUCAAUGUCUGAUGAUCUUGAAUACUUGCCCGUGUUGGCAUCGCUUCCACCGCAACAAACCGUGACUGAAUAUCUAGUCAAGUGUUGGAAACGCUUGAACACGGUCAGAGCUGUGCUGCCUAGGAAGAACUAUAUCCCGCUAGAACAACAACAGGCCUCAGAGAUCCUGGACAAGUUGCGCGACCUGAUCAUUAGCUACACUGGCUUGACUCUUCAGGAACCGGAGAUGUUCCCUCAGCCGCCUGGGAAACUCCUCGGUCCAGCAGAACUCGUCCCCUCGCUUAUGUCUCUCUCAACACUGUCGGGGCCAUACCUUGCAGCAUCGGCGUCUCACACACUCCUCGAUGGUUCGGAAAUCGAGCAGUUCCUGCAAGAUCUUGCACGACGCUUCGAACCCGACAAUGAGAUCGACGGCGUGCUUGGCCCGGUGGUCGCGCAGCUCUGUUUCCACCCCAGCGUCCGGGAGGGCUUUACGAACGACGGAUGGCGCAGCGUCGUCAGCGGCUUGGAGGCGCUGAUCAGUGUCAAACCGAUUGCAGCCAUGAUCACUAGGUUGCCGGAGUGGAAUCCUGAGAACGUGCCUGCACCCUUGUUCGAGAAGUCGAGCUUGCUUGGCCCGUUGCUUUCACUGGGAGUAUUUGAGCGGGAGUGGCCAUCCAUCGCGAAGACCUACUUCUCAAACCACGAAACACGGCCACAAGGGGAGAUGAGCUCUGCGACUGCCAGUCUUCGCGGAACGCUCAAGACUGUCCAGGCAUCUCUAUUCCAAAUCUUCAACUCUUUGGUCCGUGCCUCUGCAGAGUCAAGAGAGGGCGUCUUGCAAUACUUUGCACGAGCAAUCAACAUCAACCGGAAGCGUGCUGGCAUGCAGGUCGAUCCAGCCACGGUCUCAACGGACUCCUUCAUGAUGAACUUGCAGAUCAUUCUCCUUAUGUUCUGCGAGCCGUUCAUGGAUGCUUCAUACAGCAAGAUGGACCGGAUUGACAACGCCUACUAUGCGCACUCCUCCCGGAUUGACCUCAGCGACGAGACACGUAUCAAUGCUACCAAUACCGAGGCUGACGAAUGGCGCCAGCAACAGGCACCAUCGACAGCACCACCCAACUUCAUCACCGAGAUUUUCUAUUUGACGCUUGCUGCAAGCCACAUCGGUCAGCAAAAGAUCGUCAACGUCGUCGAAGAGUUGGGGAAGCAGUACGAUGAAAUCCGACGGCAUCUGGAGCUGUUGAACGGGGAUCAGUCUUGGAGAGGCACGCCUGGUCAAGCACAGACUGAGGCGGCCAUCAACGCGGCGAAGGCACAGCAAGAUGCGAUAUAUGCGGCAGAGAAGGCGUAUGAAGCCCAACUGGGCGAGCCCGAGCUCAUCUUCCGCACGAUCUCGUUCGUGAACUUCGUUUCAACUUGGGUUAUCCGAUUCGUCGACCCGCGCAAGAAGCAUCCCAACCCUCCCAUCGACCUCCCGCUGCCGAAGGAAGUUCCGACAGCGUUCCGCGUCCUACCUGAGUAUGUUAUUGAGGAUGUCAUCGAGUAUCACCAGCACAUCAUCCGGCAUAGCCCCAAUCAGCUUGAGUUGUCGGGGAAGAACGAAAUGCUCCUCUGGUGUCUGACCUUCCUCAGCUCGACAUGGUACAUCAAGAACCCGUUCCUGAAGGCGAAAAUUGUCGACGUGCUCUUCUUUGGGACCUGGAGUUGGGCCGAGCAUCGUAGCGUGCUCACUACCCUGCUCAACACUCACCCGGUUGCGUUGAAGCACCUCAUUCCCGCACUCAUGAACUUCUACAUUGAGGUCGAACAGACGGGCGCGAGCUCCCAGUUCUACGAUAAAUUCAACUCUCGCAGGAGUAUCGCGCACGUUUUCAAGAUCAUCUGGAACAACCAAGCCCACCGUGAUGCUCUGAAGAAUGAAGCAGCACACAACUCCGACCGAUUCGUGCGCUUUGUCAACCUGAUGAUCAACGACGUCACGUACCUCCUCGACGAGUCGCUCUCCGACCUCGCGAAGAUCCACGAGCUCCAGACCGAGAUGAAAGACCGAGCGACGUUCGACGCGCAGCCAGCGCCAUACCGUCGCGAGCGCGAGGGCCAGCUACGCACGCUCGAGCGGCACACGAGCACAUACGUGCAGCUCGGGAGCAACACCGUGGACCUGCUCAAGAUCUUCACCGGCGAGACAAAGUCGCCGUUUAUGGUGCCCGAGAUUGUGGACCGCCUCGCGGCGAUGCUCGACUACAACCUCGACGCGCUCGUAGGCCCGCGGUGCCAAGACCUGAAGGUGUCCGACCCGGAGAAGUACAAGUUCAACCCGAAGCAGCUCCUCAGCGACCUACUGCAAGUGUACCUCAACCUGAGCGACCAGGGCGAGUUCGCGCGCGCGGUCGCGGCGGACGAGCGCAGCUACAGGAAGGAACUGUUCGAGCAGGCCGCGGGCAUCGCGCGGAGGAAGAUGCUCAAGUCCUCGGACGAGAUCGAGAAGCUGGGGCUGUUCGUGCUGAAGGUCGAGGAGACCAAGGCGACACUGCAGGCAGAAGAAGACCUCGGAGAAAUCCCUGACGAAUUCUUGGACCCGCUGAUGUACACCCUCAUGCGCGAUCCCGUUACGUUGCCGUCCUCGAGGGUGGUCGUGGACAGGGCCACGAUCAAGUCGCACCUGUUGUCUGAUACGAAGGACCCCUUCAACCGCGUGCCUCUGAGCAUGGACGAUGUCAUCGCCAACGUCGAGCUCAAGCAGCGCAUAGACGCGUUCCUAUCAGAGCGACGCAACAAGAACACCGCGUUCGACAAGCCCGCCGAAGACGUCGUGAACAUGGAUAUAGCGCAAGAGUAAAACCGUCAUGUGUAGCAUAUUUGUACGCCAGUCAUUGUACCCGUUUGAACAUCAUCAUACCAGUGCCAGAACAAUCCCUCGAAUAUCAGUGCUGUCUCCCGAGCCCCCUAGCAGAAAUGUGUAGUUGUAGUAGUGGACAUCAGUCGAUAACUGUGUAGCAGAGCCAUGUGUUCUAGAAUACAGGAGCGUCUCGCAGGAAGAGCCGUUUCUCCUCCUUCUGCACCCAUCGCGCGAUUGAGUUCGCCGCACCUAUCGCUGCACUCUUAGGUAGGUUUGGGGACAGUGCAAGGUAUAGUUCGAACGGCUGCGUGAUCCAUCCCAUUACGCUCUCUUGGCUCGUACGGAUGUACUGCAACUUGAGAGUGCGCUCCUGGCCGGACUUCGCGUGUAUAGCAUCGAACAGCGUCUGGUAUAGCGUGAUGAGGCGGCGCUUCUCAUUGAGACUGUCGUAUGGCUCCUCAUAGGUGGGCAUCGUGAUUUGCACGUGUGAUCUCGACUUGUAGACGAAGUGCCGCAGUCCGGGCACGCCCAGGCUAGACACGGAGUACUCGGUAUCGCCCUGUAUGAUGGCCUUGGACAGCGCCCUCAAUAGGCCGUCGCUGGCGAGUCUCUGAGAGACCGUCUCGCACCACCCCCUGACUGCUUCGAAGUCCGCGUUCCCCACACAGACAAGGCCCACCUCGGCGCCGCGACCAAUGGCGAUGCCGACAGGCAUGCUCUGCCCGCUCGACGCAUCGUCCUUUUGUUGUGUUUCCUCGGC